Molecule: messenger RNA, 657 nt
Organism: Sphenostylis stenocarpa
Lineage: Eukaryota; Viridiplantae; Streptophyta; Magnoliopsida; Fabales; Fabaceae
Source: the annotation of a GenBank genome assembly
AUGGUUUUUGCCUUGAGAAAAUUGGGAAUGAAUCUUAUCUCGUUAUGGUUGCUCACCCUGAUGACUCUAACGGCGCAUUCUUCUCUAGUCAAAUGGGUAAGUCCCUUCGUUGAUCUAAACGACCAAGUUCAUUUUGAUACUCAACUUGGAAUGAUGGGAAUUGAAUUUCAUCCAAACUUUGCAAACAAUGAUCCAUUCUUUGCUUCAUUUAACUGUGAUAAAGAUAAGUGGUCUGGAUGUAAUGGAGUAUGUUCUUGUAAUUCAAACGUUGAUUGUGAUCUAUCAAAGCUAGGAAAUGAUAAUGGUGUUCAAUCAGUCAUGAUGGGAGAUGGUGGAGGUUCAGGUGAUCCAUUACGAGGUGCAUCAGAAAUCAACAAACUUGGCCUUUGGAGUAGCUACUCAAGUCCCAAGGAUAAUCUAUUCAGUGAAGAUAAAGAUCUGCAACCUGAAAUAUGGGACUUGGGAUUAAGAAAUCCGUGGCAAUACACCUACAAGUUUCAGAUUUGGCCAUUUCCUGACAUUUUCAUCAACAUCCAAUAUGAUGAGCUUCAAGGAGUGCAAACCUGGAAAGGCAUUUUAUGCGUCUUAGCUGUACCAUUUGGCAUAGUCCAACAACUGAAAAGUGUUACUAUUCUUGAAAAGAUAUCAUUGAGCUGA